Cladophialophora psammophila CBS 110553 is the source of this 837-nucleotide messenger RNA. RefSeq lists its product as uncharacterized. Lineage: Eukaryota; Fungi; Ascomycota; Eurotiomycetes; Chaetothyriales; Herpotrichiellaceae. Bases 1 to 837 code for a protein of 278 amino acids. The transcript has 2 exons. The record is from RefSeq and is a predicted model, not a curated record.
AUGGCUCACGAUGCUAUGACCUCAUCAGAGUACAACUCGGUAUAUGAUGAGACAAUCGAAAGGUUCCAACGACAGCGUGUUCACGUCCCAGGGGUGGAUCAAGUUUUGUCAGCAACUGAAGCUAUUCAACUGGCGCAACGAAUUUAUCAAUCGGUAUCAGCAGACGAUGGGUGUCUUGAUGAGAUUGACCGUGAGCUAGAAAGCAUUCGCGGUGCAAACCUCGGAGUCGCUUUGGGAAUCGUGGGUAAUGUCUCCGCUAUAGCCAGCGCAUUACUAGUGGCGACUCCUCUUCUUGGUUUCGCAAGGCGGAUCGUUGGUGGGAUCCUUAGUUGGCUGCUCUCACUGCUCAAACCCUACCUUCAGGAUGCGAGUGAAAACUCGCGCCAAAACCUCGAAUGGAGCAAACUCUCCGUUGAAGUCCUUGCUGAGAGGCAGUCGACUGUGCUCCGCACUAUUCAACACAUUCGUCUCACUCGAGAGAAUACUACGCAUCAUAUGAGCGCAGAAAUUAACGAGCAGAUGUCGGAACUUGAAAAAUUGCUGGCUGGCAGGGUCAGUUCCAUAGGUGAAGAGCUACACAAGCGUGCAGCCCAAGCAGCUCACGCGAAAAGGCAGGCCAUGGCCGCACGACAUGCCCAAACUUUUGCAGAAGGCGCCAACACCUCAUCCGGCUUAGAAAGUGAUUUAAAUGCGAUGCUCACUGGACUGAGAGACGUUUUGAUGCAUCUUAUCACUCUUUUAGUCGAGGGUACUAUCUCUGCUUUCACCUGGUUAUUGGAAAGGCUGAAAGAGGCCCUGGACUACAUCAUCGAAACCGUCAGUUGGGUAUUCAGCUAG